UGAGAUCUCUCAAAAUAUGGACGCUUGUUAUUGUUUCGUCUUGGACUGUUGUGUAUGGGGGCUAUGAUCUGAAGCUAUAGUCACUCCCCAAGUGAAGGCAAGCUCGCUCCUACUAGUUCCAAAUGAGCUUCCUGAGUCCGGCCCCUGCUGAACCACAGCAGAACUUGCUGUUUGUUAAUUUUAAUCAAGAUUCGUCGUCUCUACAGACAGGAUCCAAGCAUGGCUUCAAACUCUAUCCUCUCAAUUCAGUUGACACCCUGGAGUUCACACAUGAAAAUAAUGAGAGGCCAAACAUCCAUUUGGUUGAGAGACUGUUUGCCAGUAGUUUGGUGGCCCUUGUCAGCAGUGACCAUCCACGAAAGCUGGAUGUCUGUCACUUCAAGAAGGGUUCAGAAAUAUGCAACUAUUCUUACUCAAAUGCCAUUUUAGCUGUCAAGCUGAACCGGAUGCGCCUGGUUGUGUGUCUGGAGGAAAGCUUGUACAUCCACAACAUCCGAGACAUGAAAGUGUUGCAUACGAUCCGCGACACGCCACCAAACCCAAAAGGCGUGUGUGCUCUGUCUCCGCACAACGAGCACGCCUACUUAGCCUACCCAGGAAGUGCUCAGGCUGGGGAGGUCCAGAUUUUUGACACCAUCACAUUGAGAGCUGUGAUCAAUAUAUCUGCUCAUGACAACCCUUUGGCAGCAGUUACUUUCAAUCAACAGGGUACUCGACUGGGCACUGCUUCUGAAAAGGGGACCGUAAUGCGUGUUUUCAGUCUUCCAGAUGGUGAUAAGCUGUUUGAAUUCAGAAGAGGACUGAAAAGAUGCGUUGAUAUCCAGUGCCUGGCUUUCAGUCUAGAUUCUCUCUUCUUGUGCUUGUGCAGCAACACUGAAACUGUUCACAUCUUUAAGCUGGAGGAGACCAAGGAAAAACCUCAGGAGGACAACUCUUGGAUGGGUAUGCUGAACAACACAUUCAGAACCUCAGCCAGUUAUCUUCCUGCAGGGAUCUCGGAUGUGAUGAACCAGGGCAGGUCCUUCGCCACUGCGCGCCUGCCCAGUGCUGGACUGAAAAGUGUAUGCACCAUAACUUCGCUUCAGAAAAUCCCACGUCUGCUGGUGGCCACCCAUGAGGGUCACUUGUACAUCUACAACCUGGACACGGUGGAGGGCGGUGAGUGCACACUCCUGAGGACUCACACACUGGAGGGCCAGGCGCUGGAGCAUCCCACAGCAUCAGAGGAGGCCUCAAGCACCGACCGACCUUUGACCCAGGCCACUGGUGAGGAUGCCUCAUCCUCCUACGCAGCCACAGUUCGACGGCCUCACUCGGCCUCCUCCUCUUCCCCCUCCCACGCGACAGGAGGUAGUGGGGAGGCCGCUGCCUCGGCCCCAGCCCCUUCAGGUAAGCUGGCGAUGACAUCUGUGGCUCCUCCUGGCGUUGGGGAGGCAUGGCGUGGAGGUAGAGGAGGAGGAGAGCGCAGCUCUUACGCAGCCAUGUUGAAGGGGAAGGGCGGCGGGGGCCCCCAGGAGGUGACGGCCGAACUCUGUCUCCUCUCGGUGCUGGACGAGCUGAGAAGUGACGGAGACUCCCUGCCGUACCAGGAACCCCUCGAUGGGGCUGUUGGAGGGGAGGAGACGAUUGGAGCUCUGCGGAUUCAUGAUGACAGUGAGUUCCCUCCCAUGUCGCACAAGACAUCAUAAACAGCAGGACUUAUCGCUGGAUGGAAACUGUUACCGCAUUGGCAGAGACAAAUUGGAGGUCCCUUGUCUGUUAUUGAUAGUGGCACAAAAAUGGCACAAAUACUUUUUUGUUUGCCUUGCCAGUGUUGGAAAUGUUGCUCAGUUUUCUUGAUAAAAGAUAAGGACAUUCUGCUUUUGUUUCUCUUUAUGUAAUUCAGCGUGGGUGUUUUAAAAAAUUGAUCUCAAAACUAGUUUUCUUUUGAUAUUUGCUUUGAAAAUACUUCCAAGUAAUGAUUAUCUUACUUUGUUUAUCCCAUUGCAGUAAUUUUGGUUUUUGACUUAAUUUUCCUACAUAUAUAUUAUGAGACUUGACAUACUAACAUCGAUGUCAUGAUCUCUUUCUAGCUGAAAUGAAAGCACAUUUUUGAAAAAAAUAUACCUGCAGGGAGUAUUUAAAUGAGCACAACAUUUUGUUAAGGGAAAGUAGAAUUUUGCAGCAGAUGUUGUUAGACUGGUUAGGAUACUAAGACACUGACUCUAACUGCUUUAUGAAGUUUUAUUUUGAGUUUUGGAUGUGUAUAUACCAAGGUGUCCAUUGAACUAAAGAGAGCUGCUUACAGCUGAGCUAUGGAUAAUUCGUGGACAAAGCAAUGGCCUUGAUGGCUAGUGUUUUGACCCUUGGUCUCAGCUGUACCUUACCUAGAGAAUGGGAAUUGUGGGAACAGCUGGGGUGAAGAGGAGCUGAGAUAUGUUGGCAAUGUACUAUGGUAUUGAUAUUUUUGCUUUUGAGUUCAAUUUGAUAUGUUCAGGGGGUGUUUUGCGGAUGAUGUUUUAGGUAUAAUGAUGUAGCUAUUUCCUCUGUUGAAGGAGCAUUACUGCACAGAGAGAAGGUAAACAAGACCAUGAGGCUUUAGGGUUUAAUGUCAGGGGAUGAGGUAGAACUCCCCUCCGCCAAUUUCUUUUUUAAUAGGACAAUUUUCUGUUUGUAUGAAAAUGAUUCCGAAGGGCACACACUCAAAGCAUUCUGAAUUAAAAACAACAACUACAAAACAACAACAUAUGAAAAUAAUGUAAAAGUCAUUGACAACCUAAGGUGGUUCUAUGUGUUGAACGAUUCAUUUGCAUACUCACUGACUGGUUCCCUUAGUGUUUGUCAGUGAAGGUUCUACAAACUUUCCAGUCUACUAAGGUGGUGAAACACAUUUGUGCAAUAAGAACUUUUUUCUUCAUGAGCUGGGUCAGUACUCUGUUCCGUUUGAAAUUCCCUUUUUGUUUUUUGAUGCUGAAAUUAUAUGCAGCUUUAGCAAUUAUUGAUGACUUGUAUAAGUCAAGUUGCAUUACACCAUCACCAAUCCCAUACACAUGUGAAAUUAUAAUAUAUUUUCUUCUGUAACAUUGAUCAUCUCUUCAUACCUAACUUUAUUUCAUUUUCUGUGGAGAGUGGUGACUGUGGUGGUUUGUUAAGAAAAAUGACUUGGGCAUUUAUUGUAGGAGUGUGACGAUGUAAUAGUAUUCAUAAAACCUCCGUUCCCUUAGCCAAUGUUCUCGUGCACCUGCUUAGUAGAGCGGACACCACUCUCAGCUGCUACUUGUCUUCCUGCGUGCCCUGUCUCUGUGUGCUUCAGUAGUGUUGAACCACUGGCAAUGCGCUACGCUUGAGUCAGUCUGAGCUUAUGUCUCUCUGUUGCUGCACUUGAAUCAUUUGAGUCGUGGAAUUAUAUUGUUCUAGGUUUUUUUUUGUCUCGGAGUAUGGUGUGAGAGAAAUUAUUUGUUUUCUUCUGAUUUUGACAAUAAAGCACUGAGUAGACAAAAAGGAUAAGUUCAGGUUGCUGGUGUUUCUAAGAAAUCUGAAUUUGUUUUAUUCUUUUUUGGGGGGGAGGGGGUAAAAAAAUAACUCCAUUAGAUGGAUUUGGGGCUUGAAAAAUGAAAGUUUAGUUUGGGUGGGAGAAUGAUUUAAUGACAUAAUAGAGUGUUGAUAGGUUUAAUUAGAUGAGGUGAGACGGCAGGAAUGGUUGUGAUGAGUAAAAUGUUCUGGUUUAGCUAGAGAACAUAGUCUAGAGGGUCCCAUACUUGAUGAAAAGACUAUACAACAGCUGUGGUUAGGACAACUGAAGUGAUAAGCAGCAAUAAUGACCAACUGAAAUGCAUAGUUUUAGAACGUGAGAUAGUGGAUAUGCUGCAGUGUGAUACAUAAACGGGAGAGAUAUAUGAAAUUUUGUAAGAAAUUAACCUAUUUAUAUGACAGCAUUAUGUGGUGAAUACAGUGGUGUGGUGAAGGAAGUUUUUGACUUGUCAGACGAGAUGCCUUGUGUUGUGAAUGUCAUCUCGUAUUGUCCCUUCGGGUCACAUAUUUUAUAAUUUCCUGAUCUUUGGCUUACAUUUGAAAAUCUGUGUGGCUGAUGUAAUAUCUCUUUUUCUGCAUAUUCUAACCAUGUAAAUGGGUGUGUCAGAACGAGACAAAUCUGUGAUGCUGUACAUAAAAGUCACAUGGAACCUUUGUGCACAAGAGUGUCAAGAUUCUUUCUUUUUUUUUUUUCUGGUGCAUAAAAUAAUAUUGUGCGUAUUACAUGUACAUCUUAUUUGUAAGUCGGGAUCACAUCAGCUGAGUGUUUGUUAUGAAGACCUGCCACUUCAGACCUUUGUUUCCUUUUAUUUGUGCCUUUUACAUUUGAUGGUCACUGCAAAUUGCUCUGCACUGUUGUGUUUGUGUAAAUUUGAUAUUUGGAAAUAGACUACGACUGGGGUUGAAUGUGGAAGGAUAUAGGAUUGUGUGUGUACUAGUAGAUCCUACUUCUUUCCUACUCCUUAUUAUUUCUGAAGCUUUAUUUUGCUGUCUUUCAGUUUCAAGACAAAAGUCACCCUCACUGUGUUGAUUUAUAGUCCUCUUUUCUCAAAGAAAUGGAGGAGAAAGUCUAUAAUGCACCAGGAUAUGGCGGCUUGGAGCUGCUUUGUUCAUGUUUGUCAAAGCUGCCUCAAUUCUCUUAUCUUUAAGAUGACAAUGGUGUAAAACUGCUUCAACAGUCUGAAUAUGGAUGUCUCCCCCCAUUUAUGCUUGAUUAGAUGGGUGCUUGAAGAAACCUGUUUACUGGUACUGAUUACACACCAUAUCCAGCUAGUCAAAGAUGUUCAUUCAACUCCCAGAAUUAGAAUAGCAGCUGAAUGCUUUGAAGUGAACGAAUCAUUGUUCACAGCUAGGAUGAUGAAUGCUCACUCUGUGUUUGUUAUACUUAACAAAUGGUCUGUGAUGUGUAGACGUGAAUUGCAUAUAUAUAAUAUAGAUAAGCUGUAGGUUGUCCGCAGAACUUCUUGCUUCCAGUAUUUGAAACUUUCUCUUCUUGGUUGAAAAUGAUUCCAUUUACAUACCAGGAAGGUCUUAGAAUAACUGUCAGCGUGUUUGCAACUUCUACAAACCUGUUGGACAAGUUUGUGAAGAGCCAAAAAAAAAUUUACAAGCCAUUGGCCUAUAGGCUAUGGGAAAGCAGUGCACAGAAGUAAUGCAAAGCUUUCCUUUCUUGGGUCGUUUUUGUUUGUUUUGUUUUUCAAUAAUGAACUUUGUAUUUUGUUCCCAAUAGAGACUUAACCUGCUCUUUCAAUUAAUCUGGUGUGUGUAUAUGAAUGUUUUGCCUACUGACUCCAAUGAGUUGAUGCUUGUGGUGCUGCAAAUUGUCCUAUAUAUUAGUCCAAUCAUAUGACAUUGUUUGUGUGUGAAAUGAUUCUUAUUGCGACUUGUGGAGGAAAAUGGAACAGUUUCAUGUGCGUGCUGGUUAUAAUGUCUCAACGCGAAGAGGUUGGAGAAGAUAUAUAUUUUAUGUAGUGUGGGGUAAUAAAUAAUCCCAUGAAAUGAUAACCUGUUGUAAAAUAGUACACUGCGGAUUAGAGGGGGGGGGAAAUUUUGUUUGAUGAGCGCAUGGCAGCUCUUAGUUUAAACUGUGGGGUGAGAUUACCAAAGAUUCGUUUAGCCCAAAGCACUGAAAGGGUCUGUUCUUUAUAUGUGUGUGUGCACUUGUUUUGUCUGCACCCGCUCUCCCUGCUAUUCCUACAUUUUCUCCUGCAAAAUAUACGCAUCCCUGUACCCUAUCGAUGGUGUGAACUUAAACUUAAACUCAUUUCAGGGGUGGAGGCCGGGGUUGGUCUGUCUGGGGUUUACGGUAUUUUUUGUUCUCUUAUUCCCAUUUGCAAGUACGCGUAUUUCAAUAAAAAUGUAAAACUUCUAUGACUGUAACAAUGUACAGUGUAUCAUGUAUAUUUUCUUACUUUCUUGGCAUCAAUGUGAACUUCAUGAACUCAAAUGCUGUAUCAAUAAAAUUAUGCCAGUGGC
This is a messenger RNA of Aplysia californica (California sea hare), 5985 nucleotides long. RefSeq names its product WD repeat domain phosphoinositide-interacting protein 2. The transcript is spliced from 11 exons. The record is from RefSeq and is a predicted model, not a curated record. The coding region runs from base 123 to 1688 and encodes 521 amino acids. Gene Ontology annotation, cellular component: cytosol; phagophore assembly site membrane; extrinsic component of membrane. Lineage: Eukaryota; Metazoa; Mollusca; Gastropoda; Aplysiida; Aplysiidae. Gene Ontology annotation, molecular function: protein binding; phosphatidylinositol-3-phosphate binding; phosphatidylinositol-3,5-bisphosphate binding. Gene Ontology annotation, biological process: autophagy of mitochondrion; protein localization to phagophore assembly site; protein lipidation.